AUGUCCUCUACCCAGCCUGCGUCCAAACAGGCUGUAGGCAACGAAAGCCAACUUCCACCGGUAGAAGAUAACCAUGCUCCCAAUUCGCCAUCUGCCAGCCAGGGUUCGAGGAACAACGAGAUCGAAUCUGUUUCCAACAGAGAAGAGCCCUCGCUAACUUCUGAGCCGUCGUACUUGGUUCCUGGCACACCUCAAACGCCAUGGAAGGCCAAGUGGGCGGGCUUGAAGUCUCGAUUCUUCAUGCCGUCUGUCAUGGUUCUUCUUGGGCUUCUUGGCUUUCUCGGAGCAAUUGGCGACCACUUAUACUACCAAAGCCUCAGCGGAAAGACAGUCAAAGAUGCGCAAUGGCCCGUCAGGUUUGGCAUUGCACUUUCCUUGUGA
This is a messenger RNA of Anthostomella pinea, 381 nucleotides long. NCBI's taxonomy places the organism in Eukaryota, Fungi, Ascomycota, Sordariomycetes, Xylariales, Xylariaceae. The record is from the annotation of a GenBank genome assembly.